UACCCAAACUAAAGUUUAGGCCAAUUCAAAGCAAUAAACAACUCUCCUAUAUAAUUAUGGUACUGGGGACGAUUUCAUUUAUAAGUGAUGGACGCACAUUAACAUUAGCGUAUAGAAUAAAGUCAAAUUUGAACUCUUAUCUACUAUAGUGGUUUUCUUAUAAAGGAGUUUCUGAUAAUAAAAUCCUUCAUUCCCCUUCCCUUUUGGAUACACGCCAACGUAUAAGGUGGUAGCAAAUUCCAUUCAUAACAUGGGUCUGCUUGGAAAAAGCUUCACUUCCAAAUUCAAAAGCAUCACCACACUUGCUGUUUCUAGGAUUGUUAUCUUGAAGAACCAGCACAAAGCUCGAGCCACUUAUGCUCGCUCUGAUGUUGCUCAACUCUUGAACCUUGGUUACCAUGAUCGUGCUUUACUUCGUGUGGAGCAAUGGAUAAUAGAACAAAACAUGUUGGAAGUAUUUGCUAUGAUAGAAAGUUAUUGCAGUUUCCUUAGAGAAAGAGCUGAAGUUCUUGAAAAGAACAAGGAGUGCCCCGUUGAGCUCAAGGAAGCAACAUCUAGCCUUAUCUUUGCAUCUUCAAGGUGUGGAGAAUUUCCAGAGCUGCACAAGAUACGAGAGAUUUUAACAUCAAAGUUUGGGAAAGAACUUGCAGAUCAUGCUGUUGAGUUGCACAGAAAUAAUAGAGUGAACUCUAAGAUGAUACAAAAGCUUUCACCGAAACGCCCCACCAUGGAAAUCAAAAUGAAAGCUCUGAAGCAAAUUGCUUCAGAAGUUGGAGUUACUUUGAGUUCGGAGCAGGACAUUAUAUUGAUCAAGGAGGACAAGUUGAAUGUUGACCAAAGGCAAAAUGAACCUGAAACCAGAAAAAGUAGUGUUGAUGAUCAUAACCAUAAAGAAAAUAUCCAAAAUAAUCCUGCAAAAACAGCUGCUUCUGUUGCUGAAAAAGCCUUAAGAUCAGAACCUUCUGAAGACAGUAAACACUCAAAUCAUAGGGUUGCUCAUGGCAAGAUGCAUGUGGAUCCCAUGGUGAGCUCUAGUUCUAAACAAGAGGAUGAAGUCAUAUCAAAAAGCAACCACGCUAUUGAAUUCAAAGCAUUGGAAAGGAGGGUAAUUUCCAAGGAACACGUGGAGGAAGCAAAUAGAAAGGGCAACAUGGUCAGUGAGUUGGUCUCAGCCAAGAGCUUAUUGGAUAACAAUGAUCACAACAAUAAGUCUGAUGAAGCUACGGAAAAUGAACAUUUCAGUGAAGAAAGAGUCGACCCUUCUUCCCAUGCUAUAAGAUGGAAUGCACAGAGAUCUCAACCUGAUCCCACUUCAAAUCCCGUGGUAAGAAGUCAUGCGAUGGAAACUAAGGGUCCAACACAUUUUCCAAAAGAGAUACAUACAAAUCAUGAACAUUUGGACUGGAAGAUGAUGUCAGUGAGGACUAGAUGAACACAAAGACGAACAAAAAAGUGUUCUUCAAAAGUGUACAAAAUGUAAAGCCCCAAAAUAAUUUAGCUCUUGAAAUUAAAAAAAGUAUAAAAAAAAAAAAAUCAAUUUGCAAAAAUUUUACCAGAAUAUGUAAAAUCCAAU
Cajanus cajan (pigeon pea) is the source of this 1573-nucleotide messenger RNA. RefSeq lists its product as uncharacterized. Lineage: Eukaryota; Viridiplantae; Streptophyta; Magnoliopsida; Fabales; Fabaceae. Gene Ontology annotation, biological process: protein transport. The record is from RefSeq and is a predicted model, not a curated record.